Molecule: messenger RNA, 879 nt
Organism: Alternaria incomplexa
Lineage: Eukaryota; Fungi; Ascomycota; Dothideomycetes; Pleosporales; Pleosporaceae
Gene: BCP1
Product: Mss4p nuclear export
Exons: 3
Coding region: 1-879 (292 amino acids)
Cellular component (GO): nucleus
Source: RefSeq, a predicted model, not a curated record
AUGGCGAAACGAAAGUCAGAGAGAGAUCCCGAAGAGUUGCCCGAUGCGUCGGACAAGCGCAAGCAGAACGAUGACGACGAGUCCGGCAGCGACGAGGACAUGGACAUGGUGAACGUCGACUUUGAAUGGUUCGAUCCGCAACCCGCAGUCGAUUUCCACGGGAUCAAGAACCUCUUGCGCCAACUUCUAGACGUGGAUUCGCAGUUGUUCAAUCUCUCUGAACUCGCCGACAUUAUACUGUCGCAACCGCUACUUGGCAGUACGGUCAAGGUUGACGGCAAUGAGACGGAUCCAUAUGCCUUUCUUACUGUGUUAAACCUGGAGACACACAAGGACAAGAAAGUGAUCCGAGACCUGACAACCUACCUCUCCAAAAAGUCCGCGCCGAUCCCCACUCUCCCGCCCCUACUAACACCGUCGUCGCCUGCGCAAAUCGGCCUCAUUCUAACCGAGCGCUUCAUAAACAUGCCGCACGAAAUUGUCCCACCAAUGUACACGAUGCUUCUGGAAGAGAUACAAUGGGCGGUUGAGGAGAAGGAGCCUUACACAUUCACCCACUACCUCGUCCUGUCGAAAUGCUACUCGGAGAUACAGAGUCAAUUGCCGAGUGAAGAUGCGCCACCGAGCAAGAAGAAGAACAAGAAGGCCGAUGUGGGUGAGGAGACAUUUUAUUUCCAUCCCGAAGACGAGGUGCUGCACAAGCAUGCGGUGGGAUACACAAGCUUUGAGUAUGACACACCCGUAGAUGAGGGUGCGAGUGAUAGCAAGAGGGCGUUCCAGGAGUUGGGUGUCAAGCCCAAGGGACAUAUGGUGCUGAUCGAGGCGGACAAGUUCAAGGGUGCUGUGGAGGCUGUCAAGACGUUCUUGAAUGGGCAGUAA